Molecule: messenger RNA, 2276 nt
Organism: Phodopus roborovskii (desert hamster)
Lineage: Eukaryota; Metazoa; Chordata; Mammalia; Rodentia; Cricetidae
Gene: Slc3a1
Product: solute carrier family 3 member 1
Exons: 10
Coding region: 85-2136 (683 amino acids)
Biological process (GO): amino acid transport; carbohydrate metabolic process
Source: RefSeq, a predicted model, not a curated record
AUUAGCAAACCACAUCAGCCAGCAAGCAAUCUUUCCACAUCGGUCCCCGCUGAAAAGCACUUGGAAAAGGGGCCCAAGGUAGACAUGAAUGAGGACAAGAACAAGAGAGACUCCAUCCAGAUGAGUAUGAAGGGAUGCUGGACGAAUAACGGGUUUGUCCAGAAUGAAGACAUCCCAGAGCAGGAGCCAGGCUCCAGGGACACCCCACAGCCCAACACUGUGAGUAUCCCUGCUCCAGAGGAGUCUGGCCCAAAGGCUGAGCGUCCCUAUGCCGGGAUGCCCAAGGAGGUGCUGUUCCAGUUCUCAGGCCAGGCUCGCUACCGGGUGCCCCGGGAGAUCCUCUUCUGGCUCACCGUGGUGUCCGUGUUCCUGCUCGUCGGGGCCACCAUAGCCAUCAUCGCCAUCUCUCCAAAAUGCCUUGACUGGUGGCAGGCAGGUCCCAUGUACCACAUCUACCCAAGGUCUUUUAAGGACAGUGACAAGGAUGGGAAUGGAGACCUGAAAGGCAUCCAAGAGAAGCUGGACUACAUCGCUGCUUUACACGUAAAGACUAUUUGGAUCAGUUCUUUUUAUAAAUCGUCUCUGAAAGACUUCAGAUAUGGCGUUGAGGACUUCCAAGAUAUUGAUCCUAUUUUUGGAACAAUGAAAGAUUUUGAGAAUCUGGUCGCAGCCAUACAUGACAAAGGUUUAAAGUUAAUAAUUGACUUCAUACCAAACCACACCAGUGACAAACAUCCUUGGUUUCAAUCCAGUAGGACGCGGAGCGGGAAAUACACUGAUUACUAUAUCUGGCAUAACUGCACCCAUGAAAACGGUGUAACCAUUCCUCCCAAUAACUGGCUGAGUGUGUAUGGGAACUCCAGUUGGCAUUUUGAUGAAGUACGAAAGCAAUGUUAUUUCCACCAGUUUUUGAAAGAGCAACCAGAUUUAAACUUCCGAAAUCCUGCUGUUCAAGAGGAAAUAAAGGAAAUAAUCCAGUUCUGGCUCUCGAAGGGUGUUGAUGGCUUUAGUUUCGAUGCGGUUAAAUUUCUUCUGGAAGCGAAGGACCUGAGAAACGAAAUCCAAGUAAAUGCAUCCCAAAUUCCGGACACAGUUACCCACUACUCAGAGCUCUACCACGACUUCACCACAACCCAAGUGGGAAUGCAUGACAUUGUCCGGGACUUCAGACAGACCAUGAACCAGUACAGCAGGGAGCCUGGCAGAUACCGGUUCAUGGGGACUGAAGCCUCGGCAGAGAGCAUUGAGAGGACUAUGAUGUACUACGGCUUGCCAUUUAUCCAGGAAGCUGACUUUCCUUUCAACAAUUACUUUACCACACUAGACAGCCUUUCUGGGCACACUGUAUAUGAAGUUAUCACAUCCUGGAUGGAAAACAUGCCGGAUGGGAAGUGGCCCAAUUGGAUGACCGGUGGACCAGAGGCUACCCGGCUGACCUCUCGCUUGGGGAACCAGUACUCCAACGCUAUGAAUAUGCUUCUUUUCACACUCCCAGGGACACCCAUAACUUACUAUGGAGAAGAAAUAGGGAUGAGAGAUAUUUCCAUUACAAGUUUCAACGAAAGCUAUGAUACUAACACUCUUCUGUCAAAGUCACCGAUGCAAUGGGACAAUAGCUCAAAUGCUGGGUUUUCUGAAGGCAAUCAUACCUGGCUACCCACAAAUUCUGACUACCACACUGUAAAUGUGGAAGUCCAAAAGACCGAGCCAAGUUCAGCGUUGAGGCUGUAUCAGGAUUUGAGUCUACUCCACGCCAAAGAGCUGCUUCUCAGUAGGGGUUGGUUUUGCCUUUUGAGGGUUGACAGUCACUCUGUUGUGUACACAAGAGAGCUGGAUGGCAUAGAUAAAGUCUUCAUUGUGGUUCUGAAUUUUGGAGAAUCAUCAACUCUGCUAAAUCUACAGGAAAACAUUUCAGGUCUUCCUACGAAACUGAGAAUAAGAUUAAGUACCAAUUCGGCCUCCAAAGGCAGUGAGGUUGACACACACGCCAUUUCUCUGGAGAAGGGAGAAGGACUCAUCUUGGAGCACAGCAUGACGACUCUGCUCCAUCACCAAGCAGCCCUCAGAGACAGAUGCUUUGUGUCCAGUCGCGCAUGCUAUUCCAGCACACUGGACAUUCUGUAUAGCCUGUGUUAGGGGUCUCCAUUUAGGAGGCGGCCACCCUGCUGGGUAAGCCUCAUGCAUGGCCACCAAGUCUUAUGUUUCGGUAGCAGGAAGGCAACUGUUUUAGGGAAGAUCCUCAAAUGUUGGAAAGGACAAUAAAAUGUUUAAAAGAU